Messenger RNA from Zootermopsis nevadensis, 741 nucleotides. RefSeq lists its product as uncharacterized. The record is from RefSeq and is a predicted model, not a curated record. Lineage: Eukaryota; Metazoa; Arthropoda; Insecta; Blattodea; Termopsidae.
UUAAGUUAUGUCGCCGUGAAAGCUUCAAAUCAAAGUAUUCAAACUUCCGACCAAUAGUAAUCACUUAUUCGUGGCGCCAAGGAAGAACAAUAAUGGAUACUAGUAUCCCAAGCUUGGAAGCAUCUCGUGACACUGUCAAAGUAUUUGGUUCCAGUAACGGAGCAGAGGGUAGUGUGGACAUAGCGAUCAGAGACCUAGCCAUCAACUUCCAGGCAGAGAUGUCACAACAGGUCAAGAAGUUUGCAGGUGAGGUGGAAGCAGCUGCCCUGCAAGAGAAUGGGAGCCAUUUGCACUCUGUAGGGCACAGGGACAUGCAGCUACAGAAGACAGAGCUCAUAAUACAGAUUCAGUCGAUGGCUGCGUUUAUAACAAAUAAGCUGCAUGAACACCAGCUGAUGGAGAAACUGGACCCCGUGCCAUCUGCUUCACACUGCCAAUAAGUGCACACAGAUUCCCAGUGUCAUAUCAACCUGAAACGAUUUUCCUGUAAAACAAGUUGUGAUACAAAAUAUUUGAAACGGGUAGACUCAGCUCUACCAACGCGUAAUCCGUGUGCCUUCAUAACAUGCAUUUAAACCUCAAGAUGAGGUAAAAUGAAAAAUUUGAAAUUUUAUUUUGAUCAAGUUGAGAAACAGUAACUGAAAACUAAUACUGAAUAUCAUGACUAGAAAAUGUAUUUAUAUUCACUGAUGUGCCUUAUGUCAUGUUUCAAGACAAACAAUAAAACUGCUUCUACUGGAA